This is a messenger RNA of Jaculus jaculus (lesser Egyptian jerboa), 1092 nucleotides long. Its product is annotated as glutamine synthetase-like. Gene Ontology annotation, cellular component: cytoplasm. NCBI's taxonomy places the organism in Eukaryota, Metazoa, Chordata, Mammalia, Rodentia, Dipodidae. Bases 1 to 1092 code for a protein of 363 amino acids. The record is from RefSeq and is a predicted model, not a curated record. Gene Ontology annotation, molecular function: glutamine synthetase activity. The transcript is spliced from 2 exons.
AUGACGCUUCCGAAUUGUGUCAUCCUGGGAAAAAAAUUCUGUCUGAUUAUUAAUAAGAGCCGAGAAUGGGAGCUGAGCGCAGCGUCUGAACCAUACACCAAUCUCCUCUCCGCGCUCUCUCCACCUCGCUCUCGCCGCCUGCCCACCUUCCUCCCCGCCGGCCUGCGGCCGCCCAGAACGCCUUCCACCAUGGCCACCUCAGCAAGUUCCAACUUGAACAAAGGCAUCCAGCAGCUGUACAUGGCCCUGCCUCGGGGUGAGAAAGUCCAAACCAUGUAUGUCUGGAUCGAUGGUACCGGAGAAGGGCUGCGCUGCAAAACCCGCACCCUGGACUGUGAGCCCAAGUGUGUAGAAGAGUUACCAGAAUGGAAUUUUGAUGGCUCCAGCACUUUCCAGUCUGAAGGCUCCAGCAGUGACAUGUACCUCCUCCCAGUUGCCAUGUUUCGAGACCCUUUCCGCAGGGAUCCUAACAAGCUGGUGUUCUGUGAAGUUUUCAAGUAUAAUCGGAAGCCUGCCAAGACCAAUUUAAGGCACACCUGUAAGUGGAUCAUGGACAUGGUCAGCAACCAGCACCCCUGGUUUGGAAUGGAGCAGGAAUGCACUCUCAUGGAGACAGAUGGGCACCCCUUUGGUUGGCCUUCCAAUGGCUUCCCUGGGCCCCAAGGCCCUUAUUACUGUGGCGUGGGAGCUGACAAAGCCUAUGGCAGACACAUGGUGGAGGCUCACUACCGGGCCUGCUUGUAUGCUGGAGUCAAGAUCACAGGAACAAAUGCCGAGGUCAUGCCUGCCCAGUGGGGAUUCCAAACUGGACCCUGUGAAGGAAUCUGCAUGGGAGAUCACCUGUGGGUGGCCUGCUUUAUCUUACAUCGUGUAUGUGAAGGCUCAGGCUGCCAUACCAACUUGAGCAGGAAGGCCAUGCGGGAGGAAAAUUGCCUGAAGUACAUUGAGGAGGCCAUUGAGAAACUCAGCAAGCGGCACCAGUACCACAUCCGUGCCUACAAUCCCAAGGGAGGCCUGGGCAAUGCCCGCCGCCUGACUGGCUUCCACGAGACCUCCAACAUCAACGACUUUUCCGCCGGUGUUGCCAACUGA